AUUUGCUUGUUAGCAAACAUAACCUCAAAAUACAGACGAACUUAACCUAUUCACGUGUUUUUAAAUUCAAACAAAAGUUCAGUUUUAUUUUUUAUUAACAAGAAAUUUUAUCCAAAACAACAUUAUUCAAAAGUUCUUCAGGUAUGAUACUCAUCUUAUAUGUGUGAGAAUUCUUCGUUCAGCGAAACUGUUUGGUUUUAAAAACCUAUAAAUUACGUUUUCAAAUUGUAAUUUUUAGUGGAGUGUAUGCAAUGGAUAAACGAGUAAAAUCGACUAUCAAUAAACUUCACACUAAAGUGGAACUGCUAAAGGAGAUUCUAGAAAAGUCAGAUUCAUUGAACUUUGAUAAUGAUGAGGACGCUUUGGCAAAGAAAGUUAGUCACGACCUUUUCAAAUCGUUUACAGUGACAUCUCUUUUCUACGCCUAUCUUAAGACUCAGGGAAUUGAUCCCAACGAACAUCCCGUAAAACAAGAACUUGAUAGAAUUAAAACUUAUAUUGCCAAAUCAAAAGUGAUUCAUGACAGGAAAUUCCGUCCCAAGGUAGACCAAGGUGCAUCAAAAAGGUUUGUUAAGCAUUCUUUGUGGCAACCUAAAAAUAAGGAAGACUCUCAAAAUGUAAAGUCUGUUGAAGAAAAUAGUCAUCAGAAUUUGAACUCUAGUGUCAACGAUAAUCAAAUGGACUGUGCAUAGAAUAAUGGAAAUCUCAUGAGUCAUGAGUGGUAAUUUUUCAACUAUGAACUGAAACUUCAAUUUUGAAUUCUUGAACCUUUAAAUAGGUUUAUAGACCUAUAAUUUUUAACAUGAUUUAUUUGCAUUAAUGGAAUAAAUGCAAGCAUUAAUGAAAUAUUUAUCAAAUUUUAACUUCAGUUAAUUUAACUUUUGAUAAAGAUGUUACUUAAGCGUAGCAAGAAGCUAAUUUCUCUUCAAUGCAUAGACGUCUAAAAGUAAUGUCUAAUAGUAACUACUAACUUUACUUUUUAGUACGGUUAGUUAUGUUAAAAAUUAUUUAUUAUUCUAUUAAUCUUAUUUUGUCAAACAUUUGAUAUCUUCUUGACUCAAAUUUAUUAAACUUCAUUAAUUAUUAUAAA
Nilaparvata lugens (brown planthopper) is the source of this 1090-nucleotide messenger RNA. Its product is annotated as nuclear nucleic acid-binding protein C1D-like. The record is from RefSeq and is a predicted model, not a curated record. Gene Ontology annotation, molecular function: RNA binding; DNA binding. Gene Ontology annotation, cellular component: exosome (RNase complex); nucleolus. The transcript has a single exon. Gene Ontology annotation, biological process: regulation of gene expression; maturation of 5.8S rRNA. Lineage: Eukaryota; Metazoa; Arthropoda; Insecta; Hemiptera; Delphacidae. The coding region runs from base 252 to 692 and encodes 146 amino acids.